AUGCGUCUCGCCUUGAUCAAACGUCAUUCGUCUGCAUUCGUCAAUCGAAAAGUCAAAGUCAGCUGUCAGUUGGAUGCAUUUAAAAUUAACCAUAGUUUCAUCAUUUUUAAUAAAUUAUAAAAUUUAAAUUAUUCCACUUGUAUAAUUGACAAUCUUUGAAUUUUAUAAUUACAAAAAAGCUAUAUUUUCCCGUGACAUCAGGGCGUGGAAAAAAUUUGAUAUUAGCACGAUGAUACCAAUGACAUAUAAAGAGAUGGAACCAAUAACACGUCCGAAUACUUUGUGCUGCUUCAAUCUUUAUAGACUUGCUAAAUGUGUCUCACUGCAUGGUAUUAUUUCAACUUUAUUGUUACCAUUAACGGUACAAGUAAUUGGUCGUCAAUAUGGUGUGUUGAUAUACCCGAACGAAAGAUUUCACUCCGCAAAAUUCCCUAAUUACGCAGAAAUGAUGACUUUCACAGAUGUGCCUACCGCAGUUGAAGCUAUUCCGAUAAGCCUGCUCGUCCUUAUGCAUUUAUUAGGUUUUAUUAGUGUGCUUAAGAAAUCGGGUGAUGACAUACUAAUUUAUUUUUUUGCCCGUAUGGCCGAGAUGGUCUUCAUUUUUUUUUGGGCGGUUAGUGUUGCUGAAGACAGUAUCAAGUCUCAUGUGAUGUCACAAUUUUGGUUGAGAUGGUGUUGCGUCUUUUCUCUCUGUAUGUCAUCGAAUUCUUCUCUAUGGUUGUAUUACUUGCAAUGGUACAAGAAUCAUACAAAAACAAGCUUCAAUAAGUGUCUGGAGUUACCAAGGAUCAUGCUUAUUUAGCGAUCAUCGUUUACAACAAAAAAACAUUUAAACGCAACAAAAAUAAAAAUAUAUUUAUAUUAAAAAUUAUCAAAAGUAUAUAUGGUAUUUUAUAAUGACAAUAUUAAUAUAAUUAUUAUUGUAAUUAACAAUUUUUCAAGCAACAGGGAAAAUAAUUUGGUUCGUAUGUCUCACAUGUCAGUAUGUCAAUCUGACAGUCAGCUGAGUGUAUGUAAACAAUAUGUAAAAUUUGCUGUAGAUACCUAAUUCCGGUUGUAUAAUUAUCAGCUAGGCUUUGAGUUUUUUUUUUUUUUUUUUUUUUUGUUUUUACUAUUAAAACUCAGCCGUUUAGUUCAAAUAUGUUGUUUUUUUCUGUUAGCUAUCAGUAUGAUCUCUGCAAUCGUAGUACUUGAUGAUAAAGCAAUCAUCAUUCAUAACAAAAACAUUUAAAUGCAAAGAAAUAAAAUAAAAAUAU
Molecule: messenger RNA, 1256 nt
Organism: Aphidius gifuensis
Lineage: Eukaryota; Metazoa; Arthropoda; Insecta; Hymenoptera; Braconidae
Exons: 5
Coding region: 230-802 (190 amino acids)
Source: RefSeq, a predicted model, not a curated record